Molecule: messenger RNA, 4538 nt
Organism: Pungitius pungitius (ninespine stickleback)
Lineage: Eukaryota; Metazoa; Chordata; Actinopteri; Perciformes; Gasterosteidae
Gene: kcnk12
Product: potassium channel, subfamily K, member 12
Exons: 2
Coding region: 725-1948 (407 amino acids)
Biological process (GO): potassium ion transmembrane transport; stabilization of membrane potential
Cellular component (GO): plasma membrane
Molecular function (GO): potassium ion leak channel activity; outward rectifier potassium channel activity
Source: RefSeq, a predicted model, not a curated record
GGAGUUAUCACCGCUGCACUCAAGUGAAAAUGUAAAUCCUCUGACUCAAUAAGGGCGCACGAGGACACUCAUUUACCUCAGCCAAUGGCUGCAACCUGCACGCCUUCAAUCUGCUGUCCUUCUUCUGCUGCGGCGGGAUGCAAUAGUCCAAGAUUUGCCAUAUGCAGCGGUGCAUAUAUGCAUGCAACGUGCCCGUAACGAGUCCACAUGAAAGUAGAAGCAGCUCCGCACCGCUCCAGUCCCAGCAAGCCGGAUGAUGGAUGACUUUAUUUGAGAGCGGGCUUUUGCCUCGGGACGCGAAUCAGUUGGAACUUGCCGAAUUUUUCUUUUUUUUUCUUUCCUCGUGUAAGAACAAUUUGGUGCAGCGGACCCAGAGGAUACUACUAUAGUGCUGCUUGCACACACAAGCGUUCAGCUGCAGUCUACUUCACGUCAACUGCAUUGCCACAACUGUAGGAGAGAAUGUAUCCAUCAUGAUUCAAUGCAGCUUUUCUCAUGAACUCUUUCGUGGUUCUCCACACUUACAUCCCCAAGCGGAGCGUUUUUCAAACCACUUCACAACUACAAUGGGACAAGGUAACGUGCUAAGUGGACGAGAUGUUGCAGACAGAAGUGCAGAGAGGGUGCCAGGCAGCGACUUCCAGAGGACACCUGCGGACGAGUGAAUGCCGUCUCCGAUGUGGAGCUUGUCGCUGUCCGACACGCGCGUGGUGCUGAAAUUCGGAUGAUGCCUGGCCAGCGAUUGCAAGGCUGCCGCUCCCUGCACCUCAACGAGGACAACGGCCGCUUCGUGCUGCUCGCUGUCCUCAUCGUACUGUACUUGCUGUGCGGCGCCGCGGUCUUCUCGGCCAUAGAGAGGCCGUCGGAGCUGCGGGCUCACGGCCGCUGGAACGGGACGCUCCUCAACUUCAGCGAGACCUUCAACAUCAGCCUGCGGGACCUCAACUCCUUCCUGCGGGAGUACGAGGCUGCCAUCGCCGCCGGGAUCCGGGCUGAUGCCCUGAGGCCACGAUGGGAUUUUACUGGGGCUUUUUAUUUUGUUGGAACUGUUGUGUCGACUAUAGGUUUUGGGAUGACAACGCCCGUGACGGUGGCCGGCAAAGUGUUCCUGAUCUUUUACGGGCUUCUGGGCUGCGCCGCCACCAUCCUCUUCUUUAACCUCUUCCUUGAGCGCAUCAUCACGCUGCUGGCCGUGGUGAUGAAGGCUGUGCGGGAGCGGCGAAUCAGGAACAGUGGCCUACUGCCGCCAGGGAUCCGCCAUGACUUCUCGGCAUACUCCCUCCCCGGCUGGAAGCCGUCCGUCUACCACGUUAUGCUGAUUCUGGGCCUGUCAGCCAUCACCAUCUCGUGCUGUGCAUCAGCUAUGUACACCCCCGUAGAGGGCUGGGCUUACUUAGACUCGCUCUACUUCUGCUUUGUCACCUUCAGCACCAUCGGAUUUGGGGAUUUUGUCAGCAGCCAGGGCGCGGCUUACGGACACCAGAGCCUUUACAGGGUGGCCAACUUCUUCUUCAUGCUGAUGGGUGUGUGCUGCAUCUACUCACUCUUUAACGUCAUCUCUAUUGUCAUCAAGCAGGUGCUCAACUGGAUUCUGGAGAAAAUGAGCUGCUUGUUUUGCCAGCGCUGCAAUAAAGCCAACCUCCUCCUGGGCAGACGCAACGCCAUCCGCCCUGGCUCCAAGGGGCGCCAUGGUCGGCCACAUGACUCAGACGGGCCCUGCGAUAGUGAUACGGAGGGGCGCCGAUUGUCGGGGGAGAUGAUCUCUAUGAAAGAUCUGGCAGCCUCUAACAAGGUGUCGCUGGCCAUCAUGCAAAAGCAGCUGUCCGAGUCGGCCAAUGGGUAUCCGAGGACGGUCUGUGGCAGCUCCCGCCAUAAUGGUUUCUCUGGAGGGGUGGGGGCACUCGGCAUCAUGAACAACAGGCUGGCAGAGACGAGUAACUCUAGGUAGAGGACGCAGUGAAACAGGAAGUGUGGAAUCUCUCGAUACUGACACAGCGAAACAAACACUGAGGUCGAUUACCAUUGACGAGGCUUCUGAGAUAGAUGUAACUUAUUAUACUUGAAACAUGGGAUCUCUUUUGGAUGCUUUUGGCUGGAAUUCCACGAGGUCGUGAUGGCUUCAGUGAUGAUUUGAUGAUGAUGAUGAUGAUGAUGAUGAUGAUGAUGGCAUGAAGAGAGAACCACGUCAAAGUCAACAAAACCUGGGGACCCUCCAUCCCUCAUUGCACUCACCUCAAACCAAACCCAGAACAAAUCACUGAUAUGUCAGUGUUAUUUUGAGGUCUGUUACAUAUGCUCAAUAUAUCAGACAUGUACGACUUAAAUGUGCUACAAAAGGAGCCACGGUCGGCAUACAAUGCAAUCGUCAUUGUUUUCGGACAGUUUAUCUAAAUGUACAUAUUGAAUGCUGAUAUAAAUGAGACAUAUGUAUUCACUGAAUGACAUGGCACAUACUGAUCUAUGCAUUAUACAUCUCAUGCAUUUUUUGCACCAUUUCUAAACCUUCCAUUGAAUGUGCAAACUCCAUUUCCAUCUUUACAUGAGGCAAGUUUUACCCUCGGGUGAUUGAUUUCCUUCCUGAGGGGCAGCGCAGGUUUAGCUAAGCAUGGCUGCGAUGUAGCUGAUUUCAACAGGGCAGUAGUGACAGGUGAUUCUACACUAAUGGGCCACGAUGAGUCAUUCUCAAUUGCUCAAAGAUAAAGAAGAGAGUACAAAAUGGUAAUCCAUUUUUUGUGAGAGAGAAAUUGGCCUUCUUAUCAGUCCAGAAAAUGCUUCUGCGGCCAAAGACUUUGACUUGGAGGGUAAAAGAAAGCACCACCCAACUCCCACUCUUUAAAAAAAAAUAAAAAAAACGAAAACAGCUUGCAAUGCAUGAUUUACUCUUUGACUGCAGAAUGUAGACCAAUGUAUUCGUAGAAACUGAAUACAUGAGGAGAGGGUUUAUGUUUGUUUGAAGUGAAAUAUGAGGCAGAAGACACAAAUAAUGGAUGGUUUUUUCCAGGAGGUACAGUAUUUUAAAUAAUACAGAAUGGAAGAAGGCAGGUCAGAUGCUCGAGUUGAAAACAAAACCCUGAAUGGAUGCUCUGAUUUAUUUUCAUACUCCUUCACUGACGUGGUUUCCUCUGGGAAACAGGGCGGGACCUAAAGGCCUGCACAAGUCAAUUACCCUCGGUUUUGGUGUAAACGUGUAGCCAAAGUUUGGAUGGCUGGUGUUUCCUUAGGAUGCAGUGCUACCAGACCACAAGAUAAAUCUUCUAGUUGCUAAUCUCUUCCGGGGCAUGUGUGAGUCAUAGCCGUGUGAUGUGUGUAUUCUUUUUGUCAAACUGCCAACAUAGAAGGAGUCGUUGAUAGUUAAGCUAAGAGAUGAAGGAGGAGAACACAGUAGAGAUGCCUAGAGGUAGAGAAGGUGGUGUCAAAUCCAUGGCCAAUAAAAAAAAUGGCUUAUUUCAGCCGAGUACUCAACUAUUCUUGGCAUCCAUCUUCAACAUGUAAAAUCCUGGCCUUUCACUUCUUUUUCUCUGUCAUCUAUGGAUUCACUUAACAGAUCCCUCCAGCCUCCUAUUUCCCGCAGAUCUUGGCUCUCUCCUCAUGCUCAUCACCCUUACACUGUGAAUAUGAUGAGACAUGCCAUAAAUGUAGAUAUAUAUACAUAUGUAGUAUUGGAAUGUCUUAAAAUGCGCUUUUACAAUAAGGCAAGAAUUGGAUUUGAAUCUAUUCUUUAUUGAUUUUCAUCCUGUUCGUACAUAGAUUUGAAUAAUUUCUUUUACUCCCCAGCCUCAUCAAGAGGAAUAGAGAAAAUGACUCAGGUAGUUAAAUUUUCAGGCUUGUCUUAGUUUUUCCUGCAUGUUGUUGUGCUAAAGCCAUACGAGAUAGCUGUAUAUAAAACAGAGGACUCUUUAAAGUCUAUUUUUCUACAUAUAGCUUGUACAUGUGGGUAAUUGAAUAAGUCAUUGUCUAAUGUCUGCAGAUGACCACCAUACAGAACUUAAAUACCCUCACAAAACAUGGGUACAACGGGUUAAUGAGAAAAUAGGUUUUCCAGAUGUUUAAAAAGUUUGCUGCUUUGGAAAAUACACAUAGUGAUAUAAUUUCUUGCGGAAAGCUGAAUGGGAAGAUUGCUGCCACUCUUACAAGGAAGCUCCAUGCAACAUGUUUUGUGUCAUGUCCUCUGAAGGUUGGGAGGGAGGAAACAGAUUUCCAAGAGGUAAAACAAAUAGUUUUAUGAGUGGCUAGCCGUGUUUAUGCAAAGCUAAGACAACCCGAUGCUGUUUGAAUCUUCAUACUUAACACAACAAGAAAUACGCUUUAAGAUUAUAUGUUUGAGCUAGCAGUGUCAGGGGAUGGGGAGGGGGGUCAUAGCAGUGGCAAACCCCAGGACGUUUGGGCAUUAGUAUAGGCAAAUUACACCUAAUCGAGUAAAAUUCAAUGAUAACCCGCUGGAUCAACAUAUUGGAGAGGUGUUUUACUGUCAUAAUGCUCUAUUUAAGCCUUCAUUUUCCUUCUGAGGCCCAAGGUUACAAUAAAAGAGUUUUCAUGAU